CCUCCUUCCACUACCUCAGUCAAAUGCCUCAUCUCUAUUCACUCACUUGCUCAGGCGCUCUUCAAGGAAAUCCCAACAGACUCCUUUCACCUCUCCUUCUCUCACAGACGCACUCUUAACAAUCAACAAUGUCCACUAACAAGAAAAAGCUCCUUUUCAAAACAGUCUCGGUGAACUUAGGCUGUAGCAGCUGCAAGAAACCAAAACUUUCCAAUAUAUUCCAGCCAAAACCAAAACCCCAAACCCCCACUUACAGAAAACACAAGAAGGAUCUCUACUGCUCCUCUUCUUCGACCUCUUCAACAAAAAUAACCACAAACCAAUCUCGAAACGACCAUGAAUAUCAUGACACCCCUUCCACUUUCUCUCCAUCAGUGGACACACCACCGUAUUUCUUCUCUGACACAGACAACAGCGGGACGUGUUCAAGAGCCGUGCGAGGAUUUGGGCGUGUUGGAGGUGAAAGCGUUGCUGUUGAGAAAGAUUCCGAUGACCCUUAUCUGGAUUUUAGACACUCAAUGUUGCAUAUGAUACUGGAGAAGCAGAUUUACUCAAAGGAUGAUCUUAGACAGCUCCUUGAUUGUUUCUUGCAGCUAAAUUCUCCUUACUAUCAUGGGAUUAUCGUUAGAGCUUUCACUGAGAUCUGGAAUGGAGUCUUCUCUGCGAGGUCUAAUACCACUACAGGUUCCGAGAAGCAGCUGCAUUAUUACUAUGGCUGCUAGUCACGUGACUUGUGAAAAUGGUUCUUGCUGUUCUGCACGUGAACGUCUUGUCGGGGUACAAAAUAAUUCGUUUGUAGAAUGAACGGUCGCAUAAUAAAGUGGAAGUCUUUUUUUCCUUGUUGACAUGAAAUUUUAUGUUUUAGCGUAGGCAUUCUGUGUAUGUAAUGGCAAAAAUGUCGAAGAGACAUUUCUAACUUUUGUACCUUUGUGGGUUUAUGUAAUGACAAAAGCACAAAUAUUGGAGUCGUA
This is a messenger RNA of Populus euphratica (Euphrates poplar), 971 nucleotides long. RefSeq names its product transcription repressor OFP6-like. Gene Ontology annotation, biological process: negative regulation of DNA-templated transcription. The transcript has a single exon. Lineage: Eukaryota; Viridiplantae; Streptophyta; Magnoliopsida; Malpighiales; Salicaceae. The record is from RefSeq and is a predicted model, not a curated record. The coding region runs from base 129 to 722 and encodes 197 amino acids.